Messenger RNA from Prorocentrum cordatum, 1095 nucleotides. NCBI's taxonomy places the organism in Eukaryota, Dinophyceae, Prorocentrales, Prorocentraceae. The record is from the annotation of a GenBank genome assembly.
GUUGUUGUUCCGUUCUCGGCCCUUGGGGGUUCUCCCCAGUCGCCAGGGCCGUCGACACAAACAGCUCGAGAUGAAAAGCCAGCCGCAGGGAAUGGGAUUAGGUCACGGCGUCGUUUGCUGCCCCAGGUCUUGUCAAUCCAGGGCUCGGGGGCAUAGUUCGAAGCAUGAAAACUGCAAACUGCAUACAUACAUGUUCGGAGUUCCGCGUUGAUUCAUUGGAUGUGCGCUGGGCCACCCCCCAGUCGGCGCCUCCAGCGACUUCCCUGGCGCCGGAGGCGCGACAGGGAGUGUCGAUCGGGGAAGUCCGCGCAGAGCUCGGAACAUUUAUGUGUAUACUGUAUACUGUUUCGUUCUCAGUCUGAGGUCUCGCGAAAGGUGUUCUUCACCAUAAACGGGCAGCUGGUCGGUAUGCCCUUCACCAUCGACGACGUCCCUGCUGACGUCCCGCUGUGGCCGUGCGUCGGCCUUGACGCGCCAUGGGUGCUCUCGUUCAACUUCGGGCAGCGGCCGUUCCACUUCGAUUUGGACGCCAUCGCGGGCCCAGUGUGGCUGUCGCUGGACACGCCCUUCGAGACGGCGGAGGACUGGGCGCUCGGGGACCUCUCGGCGGCGCCGCCGCCGCCGGGGAUGCCACGCCGCCGGCGACGCCCCGCGGACCCAGACGACGGCGACCCUCGAGACGGGCCGCCCCCCUGGCCCCUCACGGACUCCUCCGGCUCGGAGGCCUCCUCGGAGGCGCAUUCGGAGGCGCACCCGCCCGCCGUGGACUCCUGGGAGGCGCUCGCCUCCGCGGCGCCGCCGUCUGCGCGCGGCAGCAGCGCGCCCCCCGCCGCCGCCAGCGGAGAGGACGCGCCCGCGGCGGCUGGCGAGCCGGCGGGGGGCCCCGCGCGGCGGCGGGCGGCCAUGCCGCUGGUGUCGAAGGCCACGGAGAGGCCCCUCCUGGGCCGCUGGGCCUCCGGCCCUGCGCUCGCCGCCGCCGCCCGCCGCCGCGGCGUCCACCGGUGGCUACAGCCCAGGGCGGGCGCCGCGCUCGCGGGCCGCCUGCCCCGGCACCGGGGACUGGCCGGGCUCGAGGGCGGGCUGCUCUUCGGCGGC